Gavia stellata (red-throated loon) is the source of this 2161-nucleotide messenger RNA. RefSeq names its product maternal embryonic leucine zipper kinase. The record is from RefSeq and is a predicted model, not a curated record. Gene Ontology annotation, biological process: intracellular signal transduction; protein phosphorylation; microtubule cytoskeleton organization. The transcript has 17 exons. Gene Ontology annotation, molecular function: tau-protein kinase activity; protein serine/threonine kinase activity; ATP binding. Gene Ontology annotation, cellular component: cytoplasm. NCBI's taxonomy places the organism in Eukaryota, Metazoa, Chordata, Aves, Gaviiformes, Gaviidae. The coding region runs from base 1 to 1962 and encodes 653 amino acids.
AUGGCUCUAGGUGGCUAUGAGGAGAUUCUCAAGUACUACCAGUUACAUGAAACAAUUGGAACAGGUGGGUUCGCAAAGGUAAAACUUGCACGACAUCUUCUCACUGGUGAAAAAGUUGCAAUAAAAAUCAUGGACAAACUUGCUCUAGGGGAUGACUUGCCUCGUGUUAAAAUAGAAAUUGAUGCCAUGAAGAACUUAAGGCACCAGCAUAUUUGCCAGUUGUAUCACGUGAUAGAGACGUCCCAGAAAAUCUUCAUGGUCUUAGAGUACUGUCCUGGAGGAGAGCUGUUUGAUUACAUAAUUUCUAAGGACCGCCUUUCAGAAGAGGAAGCUCGUGGGUUUUUUCGGCAGAUUGUUUCAGCAAUUGCUUAUGUUCACAGUCAGGGAUAUGCCCACAGGGAUCUCAAACCAGAAAAUCUGCUGAUUGACAAGGAACAUCAUUUGAAGCUGAUAGACUUUGGACUCUGUGCAAAGCCAAAGGGUGGCCUCGAUUACCAUCUGAACACAUGCUGCGGAAGCCCAGCUUAUGCAGCACCAGAGCUGAUUCAGGGCAAAGCAUAUAUUGGCUCAGAGGCAGAUAUUUGGAGCAUGGGAGUACUGCUGUAUGCUCUACUCUGUGGCUUUCUCCCCUUCGAUGAUGACAAUGUCAUGGCUGUCUACAGGAAGAUAAUGAGAGGAAAAUACAGUAUUCCAAAGUGGCUCUCUCCUAGCAGUACACUGCUACUUAACCAAAUGUUGCAGGUGGACCCAAAGAAGCGGAUUACAGUUAAACAUCUAUUAAGUCACCCUUGGCUCAUGCAAGGUUAUUCCAAAGCUGUUCAGUGGCAAAGUAAAUACCCACUGGGACAUCUUGAUGAAGACUGUGUAACAGAGCUUUCUGUGUUUCAUAAACAGAGCAGGGAGAGUGUAUCGGAAUUAAUAUCAGAGUGGAAAUAUGACCAAAUGUCAGCAACAUAUCUCUUGCUUCAAUCCAAGAAGGCUCAUGGCAAGCGUGUUCACUUAAGGGCUCCAUGUGUAACAGGGCAUGCCAGUACAGGCCUCGAGUCUGAAAAAAAUAUGACAUAUGAAGAUGUGCCAGACUGCAGUGAAAUGCCUCAUGCAUUUGGAUCCAUGGAAUUUUCUGAUGCAGCUUCACUGUUUGAAGAAUCUCCACUGGAAGAAUUUAUUCUAAAUACUCGCAGAACAAAGCAGCAUUCAAGGCAUGAUGCUCAACUGGAUAACACGGAAUUCACACUGUCAACUCCAGUGACAAGAAAAGUGGCAUCAAAGAAGCAUGAAAACAAAGAGAAUGUUGAUACAGAGUCAGCUUUAAGAAAUGAAAUGACCUUUGUGCUUCCUGCACCAAAGACUCCUUUUGCGAAGAGUCGGAUUGAGGCGCAAGUACAAACCAUACCCUUUCAGGCACCUGCCUUCAAAGAGAGCCAGUUCACCACAGUCACCCCAAUUAAGAAACCCACAAACCCAACAAACACAGAUGACUUCACAGCAGCUGAGGUUCUUCCUGAAAGAAGGUGUCAUUCAGUGGAAUUAGAUCUCAACGUAGCUCACAUGGAUAGCUGCCAAAAGAAGAGAAAAGCCAAGAUAUUUGGAAGUCUUGAAAGAGGCCUAGAUAAAGUGAUCACAAUGCUUACGCCAAGCAAAAAGAAACGAUCCACUAGAGAUGGUCCAAGGAAACUUAGGGCACACUAUAAUGUUACCACCACUCAGCUACUGAAUCCAGACCAACUGUUGAGUGAAAUAAUCACUGUUCUUUCAAAGAAGCAUGUGGAAUAUGUUCAAAAGGGUUAUACCCUGAAAUGUCAAACACGGUCAGAUUUUGGCAAAGUAACUAUGGAGUUUGAGUUAGAAGUCUGUCAACUCAGUAAACCUGAAGUAGUGGGUAUCCGGCGACAACGGCUUAAAGGUGAUGCCUGGGUCUACAAGAGACUGAUAGAAGACAUCUUAUCUAGCUGCCAAGUGUGACUGGCUGAUGCAUGUGCUGAGAAAGCAGCAGUUUUAUACUGAGACUUUAAUUAUAAUGUUUUAGAAAGGUCUGUUCAGAAAAGUAAUUCUUUGUCACAUUCACAGCUGUAUUUGAAAAAUCUGUCAUCUUCCUUGGGUUUUUAGACAUCCCUCUUUGUACAUAUGUCUUCUGUCUGUUUCCUUUAAUAUCAAGUUUGUA